Molecule: messenger RNA, 309 nt
Organism: Strongyloides ratti
Lineage: Eukaryota; Metazoa; Nematoda; Chromadorea; Rhabditida; Strongyloididae
Exons: 2
Coding region: 1-309 (102 amino acids)
Source: RefSeq, a predicted model, not a curated record
AUGGAAAAAAUAUGCAAAGAUAUGGAAGAUUUGUUGGAGGAAGCCAAACAAACGCAAAAAAAACUUGAAGAAAUAAAAUCAAAGAAAAUUAAUAUUACUGCUCAACUUGAAAAAGAAUAUGAAGAUUAUGUUUGCCAACAAAUUAUUAAAGAAUCUUCUGAAAAAUUAGUUAAAAAUAUAGAAGAUGCCGUCCUUGCUAAACGGAUGCUUUCUCAAAAAUUAAUAUCUCAAAAGCAAGCAAUGGAUACAAUUUUACGUGAAGUUAAUAAUAUUAUGGUUGGUAUAAAUGAAAACAGUAGCAAUUUUUAA